Molecule: messenger RNA, 2691 nt
Organism: Ciona intestinalis (vase tunicate)
Lineage: Eukaryota; Metazoa; Chordata; Ascidiacea; Phlebobranchia; Cionidae
Product: dolichyl-diphosphooligosaccharide--protein glycosyltransferase 48 kDa subunit
Cellular component (GO): endoplasmic reticulum membrane; oligosaccharyltransferase complex
Source: RefSeq, a predicted model, not a curated record
GUAAUGCACCAAACAACCUUCUUUGCCAAUUCAUUUGAAGAAGUGCUUCAUAAAUUUGACCUAUCUAAUAACAAAUGUCCCUUGUGUGAAGAAAAUGAAAUUUCCUAUAAAACAGAUCUAAAGAAGCAUUUGAACUAUGUACAUUUCCGUUACGCAAUUUUUCAAAAAGUUGAUGGGAAGCAAGGAAUUAUUUUACCAUGCCGGCGAAGCUGCUUUAAUCGAAUUAGCCUAAAAGAAGUGAAGCGCAGUCAUUAUCAUUGUCCAUUUUGUCAACGUUGCUACGGGCGAGGCAAUUCAUUUAAAGUUCACUUGAAGUCGCAGGAAGGGAGAUGCAGCUUGGUGAAAAAGAAUGAAUCUGAGGGUAUGUCAAACCAGGAAUUGGAGGUUUGGAUUGGCACUGAAGACCAAGACCAACCUGAUGACAUUUACUUGGCAGAUGGCAGUAUGUCUGCAGAUAUGUAUAGUGGACAUACAGAUAAUUCAACCUAUUCACCAAAUAAAACCAUGUCAAAGAGUCCUGUACAUCAUUAUGAUGCAACACCCAGCUACAUGGUUCCAUCAAAAAGAAAGAGACAUUCUGUAAGCAAUGAAUUUGAAAGUCAUACCAAUCUAUCUAUAGCUGAAAGGAAGUUUGAUAACGUCAUUGGAACAAACUCAAAUGAUGCAGACGAUUUAUUUUUUGCGUCAAUUGCUGCAGAAGUUAAGACAUUACCUAAAAAGACAAAAUCUGAUUUAAAGCUAAAAAUACUUUCACUUGUAAAUGAUUCUGUUCAAUCUCUUGAAAAUAAUUUUGAAAUUGGAAUAUCUAGUUAACAUAGCAUGCGUGAUUGCGUGUUUACUUGUGUGGUAUUAAUGUUAUGUUGUGGUUGCAUAUAAAUUCGUUAUGUAUGUCACUGUCCGUGGUUCUUAAUCUUGUGCAACAAACCAAAAUAAUAACAACAAAAGUGAAGAUUUGGUAAACCAACUACAUUUAACAAAACUUUAUGCUAGCUUACCUACAACACAUUAAACUAUUGGUCUUCGUAUCUGUAUUUAAAAAAAACUUCAACAUCCAUCCAAUAUUGGCCUGCUAAAUGUGAGCAGUAAACCUUUCCGAAUUUUAUUGUUUUCUUUUUCAAUACUUAGGUUACAGGUUUUUCAAACAUUCCAAAAUGAAGCAAAGUUAUUUCUGUUUGGUAUUGCUUGCCUGCCUUGCGUUUGUGUGGUCGAAGCAAAACAAGAAGACUUUGGUUUUAUAUGACAAUUCUGAUAUCAAAACUACUCAUUCAAUAUUCUUCAAAUCUUUGUCGGACAGAGGUUUUGAUUUAACGUUCAAAUCCGCUGAUGAUGCCAGCUUGGAGUUGAUCAAAUAUGGGGUGCAACUUUAUGAAAAUCUUAUUAUAUUUUCCCCAUCAGUUGAAGAUUUUGGUGGUGGCAUCAAAGUUUCAACAAUCACAGAUUUUGUAGAUGGUGGAGGUAAUGUUUUGGUAGCAGCUGAUUCAAGCAUCGGUGAUCCGAUCAGAGAACUUGCUUCUGAAUGUGGAGUGGAGUUUGAUGAGGAGCGAACCAAAGUUAUCGAUCAUCAUAACUUUGAUGAAAGUGAUAGAGGAUCGCAUACAAAACUUGUUGUUGAUCCGAGCAACCUCAUUAAAUCUGAAAACAUUGUGGGGAAACCAAAAUCACCAAUCUUAUUUAAUGGAAUCGGGAUGGUACUUGAUCAGGAAAACCCACUUGUUCUACCAAUAAUGAAAGGUUCAGCAACUUGCUACUCCUACUUUACUGAUGACAAAAUUGAACAAUAUCCUCUUGGAGUUGGUACAAACACUGUGUUAGUUGCAGGAUUACAGGCUCGCAACAAUGCACGUCUUGUAUUUGCUGGUUCACUUCAAAUGUUCAGUGAUGAUUAUUUGACUUCUGGAGUUAAACAGGAUUCACCCGGUUCAAAGGCGUUUGCAAAAUCUGGCAAUGCUGACUUUGUAAUCACCCUUUCUAAGUGGGUGUUUUCAGAAAGUGGUGUGUUACGAGUUGGAAAGAUUAAUCAUCAUAAAUUGGGAGAGAAAGUCGCACCUGAUGCUUACACCAUCACAGAUAUGGUGCACUUCAGCAUUGUAAUCGAAGAACGUACUAUUGAUGGAAAAUGGAAGCCGUUCAAGGGUGAUGAUGUCCAGAUGGAAUUUGUUAGGAUUGAUCCGUUUGUGAGAUUACCCAUCAAACUCAAUCCAAAACUUGGAGCUUUUACCAUUGAUUUUAAACUACCCGAUGUGUAUGGUGUUUUCCAAUUUAAAAUUGAUUACUCCAGAUUAGGAUACACAUUUUUAAAGAGUGCCACUCAAGUUUCUGUUCGCCCAUUGCAGCACACUCAGUAUGAGAGAUUUAUAUCAUCUGCAUACCCAUAUUAUGCCAGUGCAUUCAGCAUGAUGCUUGGUGUUGUUAUCUUCUCUGUGUUCUUCCUUUACCAUGAUGAUGCAAAGAAAGUCAAAUCUGAAUAAAUGGCAUAAAAUAUAUUUAAGAAUUUUCAAAGGAAAAGUCCUUUUUAUAAAUAUUUUUGGACUUGCGGGUAUUGGUUGAAACUAAUGUAGGAACAAAAUUGUCACUCUUGUUUCACAUGUUUAGGAAGUUUACUUCUGUGAUAUGAUGUGAACUCUUUCUUGUAAUUUCCUGUGUUUGUAGAUCUCUUUACUACUUCGAAGCAAUACAAAUUGUGGCAACGUC